GUACUAGUAUCUUUUCGACCAUGGCAAUAGUGUUAUCUUCUUGGACUUGGAGGAGGAGGAGGAGAUCCAUCUACCCUCUGUUAGCAACUCUUGUGUUGCUACAGGUGUUGCCAGAAUGUGCCGCUUGGUCGCUGUUUCCCAGGAUCUCCCUUCCGAAACGUCUCUCUGUUCGAGGAUUUGACCGCACGUACUAUGGUCUAUCCCAAAACAACACCAUUCCCGAUCCCCUCGAAGUGGCUGCGAUUGUGGGUGUUCGACCUUGCAUGAUGGCCCCCAAGUUGGUAUGGAAAUUAGCAUGGAGAGGUCAUGGAGCACUCUUGCCGUUGCUUCAUGUGGGGGAUGGCGCCAAACCUCGUGAUAGCAAACAAUCCCUUAAGGUACUCUGGUGCAAGGCCAUUGCCAGUAUGGACAAGACUUCCAAAGUGUUUGAUGAUAAAUGGACCUACGAUACAUUACCAAGGGGCAGUCGAUGGUUGCUGCGAAUUCUACCCACAAGAUGGUUUCCGCGGUUGCAUCAUGCCAACAUUGAAGCCAGGACGGCUUAUCUGGACCAAAUUGUACAAGGUGAAAUCAUGGAUCGAGUGCGACAACCCGACAAUGCGAUCCAAAACAUUCGACUGAUAUCCGUGGGUGCUGGCUACGAUGUUCGGUGCAGUCGGCUGCUGUCCCAAUAUUACGCAGACCACGACACUAUUCAAAUGACAGCCUAUGAAUGUGAUCUGGAUCACGUCGUCCAGUCCAAACAAAAGAUUCUCGACCGCAUCCAACGUCGUCGACCACAGUCUCGCCAUCCCACACUGAUAUCCAUGGACCUUAAUGAUCUGAAUGGGACCGUGACACAAACUCUGCAAGAAAUUAUCCUGCAAGAUGGUGGCAAUAACAACAACAACAAUAAACAAUCCACGCACACCAUUUUCAUUUCCGAAGGUGUCAUGAUUUACUUGAACCAGGGUGUUCCCAGUGGUUUGCUGCAACUGUGCUCCGAAACAGCCAUACAAGCGGGAAGCACGGCCUCAUUUUGUUUUGCGGAUCGAUUGGAGAAUGUACCAGGGGGUGACCGAGAGGCAGCUAUUCUGGAACUGUCUCGCAAUGGCUGGGAACUGAUAGACUUUUGUCCCAAGCCAGGAUUGGCCCGUCAUAUGGGCCUCGCAAGGUUAUUAUAGUGUCGGAAAGGGAUCGGUGACGAAAACGCUAAUGCUACUAUAUUCAACAGCCAUGUCGGAAAGGCAAUUUUGAUUAUGCAUAUGUAUGUUUUGCCUACUAGCUAAUAUUUAUUAAUCGACCGCAUCAUAAUCGCCAUCGUCACCAUCCAACCUCGUAAUUUGCACCGAUGUCGUAUUGGGCCGCUGGAGUGAUUCUGACACCAUCAUGUCACUACUCCCGUCGGGCGUCCCUUGUUCGUCUCGUCUCAAGAAUUGGACGCAUUCAUUGAUACGUUCCGAAACGUUUUCCUCUUCUUCCACCAUAUCGGCCCAUUUCAAAAUGACAUAGGUUCGUGCCAAUCGGAUGGUUUCCCGUGAUUUUCGCCCCGACGCGCACAACAACAGCAACGUUUCGACCAGAAACAAUCGUGUCGUGGCAUCGGGUUCUCGUACCUUGUCCGGUCCUUCCAACCACAGGUCGGGAUCCAAUCCCUUCUUUUCGUCCAAAUCCAAUUCUUCCGGGCCGGCUAGUGGAUACAACACGGGCGUCAUAAUCUUGACUUCGUUC
This is a messenger RNA of Seminavis robusta, 1710 nucleotides long. Lineage: Eukaryota; Bacillariophyta; Bacillariophyceae; Naviculales; Naviculaceae. The record is from the annotation of a GenBank genome assembly.